AGUUGACUGUUUCCUUUUGACCCGUCAAGCCUGGUUGGCUCUCUUCUAUCCUAUGAAGUUUUUCUCAGGCUCGGAGGAAUCUCUCAGUCUACGGAUUGAGUGGUGGGUGCUCCUUCACUCGGUCAUGUUCUUGGCUUUCUAUUGGUUCUUGUCACCCCUGCAGCACGUUCAGGAUGCCGAUCGCAACUCGCGCUACUUCUGGUUCAUCAAUCUCUCAACAUACUUCCUCCUUAUCACGGUAUUCCGUCAUACCGAGAGUGCCCCUGCUGGAGCUACCGUACCCUUCCGCUUCAGUAAGGUGAUGUCCUUCUUCCUACCGGCUCUUGUUCUCGGACUCCCUGGAUUCUUUAUUGUCGAGGGUGUCCUCCGUAUGAGAGGCAUCUCGAUGCGAAGAACUCAGAGGGAGUACAUCAGCAAUCUGCUCUUGAUGGCUUCGGCCCUGAGUCUUCAAUACGGUUUCUGUAAGCAGGAGGAAGGCGUACUGGGUGUUACCUCCAAUGGCUACUGCGACUAUCUUGAUAGUCCCAUCUCGCUACAGUUACCGGUCGUGAUAACCAUGCUCUUGCUGUAUGGAAUAUCGUGGCUUGUGCAGAGGAUACUCGGCCGGCGCCAUGGCUUUUUGUCUGCUGGGCCAGUAUUGGCUAAGCACCCGCAAGCUGAGGAGGAGGCCGAGAAGCGUCGAGGCCCGCACCCGAAAUUACGCAAGGCUAUGGUCUCCUGGUACAGCCUAUUCAUGACCACCUAUAUCCCGCAGGUGACGGUCAUGCUGAAGGUCUUUAUGGGUCGCUUCGAUGUAAGGACGCUUCUCGCCGCCCUGACCAAGGAGCCGGAAGACACGCUGACUUUUGAAGACCAGUCCGAUAAGGAGGAGACCUGGUUCGACUUCUUUGCUGACGGUGGUGACGGCUUCGACUCUAGUUAUACGGUGGGCCGCUUGAUAGCUCAACCAUAUCUAGGAGUCGAUGUUCCAAAGGAUGCUCCCGUUGCUGAAAAGGUGAGUAAACUCCCUAUCAGUGGGGUUCCUGUGAGAGGUCCUGGCCAAGGCCGUAGCUCUGAAUCCUUUGCGAUGAAACGCCACAACUCGAUGCCAAUUCUGGGACAUGGUGGCAAUCGUGUGAGGACGGACAGCGUCUCCUCUGAGACGCACCUUACGGGUCUACAAAGGGUUCCGUCCGACAGUGGUACUGGUCACCGCCGGAUCAUGCUCCCUCGAGCCAGUGUAGUUUUCCAUGGUGGAGACCUCGCCUACCCUGUACCGAGUCAUAAGGCUUUCGUUAACAGACUAAUACGGCCGCUCGAGUGGGCACUACCCCCGUAUGAAGAGGUUACAACAACAGAGUCGAAGUCUUCGGCGAUCGUUGAUCGGCCUCAGUUCUUUGCCAUACCAGGCAACCAUGAUUGGUACGAUGGCCUGGAGGUGUAUCUUCAUUGGCUCGUGGGCCAGGACCAUCUAGCUGGGUGGAAGCUCCCUCAGAAGUGCUCCUACUUUGCUGUGAAGCUAUCUCAUGGGUGGUGGAUCUGGGGUCUGGACCUCAGUCUCUCGUAUGAUCUAGACCGUCCACAGUAUGAGUACUUCUGUGGCCUGCUGGACUCGGGCAAGGUCAGCACCGAAGACCGUGUGGUCGUCAUUACUCACAGACCGAAUUGGGAGAUGGGGACUAUUGAUCAUGGUUGGUCCAUGACAAGUGCUACUCCUUCUCAGAGAACUGGAUACCUACUCAGUGUUCUUCUGGAUAAGAUAGGAGAGCCUCGUUUGGCCAUGCGUCUAGCAGGGGAUGUCCAUCAUUACUCCCGAUACAUGCCUUCAGUAAUAACGUUUGGGUGUCGACGCAAAAGUGGCGGCAUGAUCUCACUUUUCGUUCAGGAUGGCAGUAAAGGAGUUCCUCUAGUAACAUCAGGAGGGGCAGGUGCCUUCUUGCAUCCGACCCACUUCCCCCCGAAGGACAUCUUACAAAAGGAGUACACUCGUGUCGAGUCGUAUCCACCUGAGAAGGUCAGUCGGCGCUUGACAUGGCUCAACCCCAUACAAUUCCGCAGACGCAAUUGGGGAGCUGAUGUGGUCUUAGGGAUGUGGUACCUAGCCAUGAGCAUCUCGGCUUUACCAUUGUGCGAUGCCGGCAGGGUGCUGAAGCAGCCCAACGCCCUUCUGGGCUUGUACGAGUUCGUCGUUCUCAUCAUCGAAGCCUACGACAAGAUAUUCCGUCAAUCAUACGUGUCGCUGGUUGGACAGAUCAUAUUCAUCGCUAUGUGUAUCGGUUGUGCUGAGGAACAGAUGGGCCAAGCCAAGAGGUUCAUCGUUGGGCUGAUCCACGGCAUGUGCCAUUCCCUGGCAGCUGUAUCUGCAGUAUGCUUAGUGGAAUGCUUCUGCGAGUACCUAUCCAACGUCACACCUACUGCCUCUGGAGGAGAUGCUCUGGAGAUCCUUGAUUCGACUGAAGCCCUCAUCGUGUCCGCCUUGGGGCCGUUUUGGGUGGGUUGUGCUUCAAGUAGAGACAUCCGACUUCACCGUCCUCCCUCCAUAGGCAUCAAUGCUUCCAACACCUGCUUCCCUCAACUCCCUCCCAUCGACCGUUUCCAGUAUCUUGGAUAUCUUGGCUCGGUAUCACCCUUCCUGUACAUCAUCAUGACGCCCAUCGCCUCCUUCAUUUUCGGUGUCUACUUGGUCAUCUCUCUUAACUAUCUUGGCCAGCACUGGAACGAGGCUUUCAGCUCUCUUCGCAUACAAGACUACAAGCAUUUCCUUCGUAUGUGGAUCAGUCCGGACACAGGAGACCUACACAUCUUCGUCAUCGGCAUUGACCAUGUCGCUAGACAUUGGGAAGCGGACCCCUAUUGGGACGGGAGGCUCCUACCGCAGGGCUCACAUGUACCAUCUUGGAAGUGGAUUACACCAAGCAAGUACCGCCCUAAGAGUGACUCGAAAUCAAAAGAGGACGACCUUUCCUUCUGGGCUCGUAAAGUGGAGCAGGGGCUAGGACCGUCACCCUCAGACUAUCGCAAACCCCAACCGGAUGGGCAGCCUAAGCUCGUAGACUACUUUGUUAUUGAGGCAUCGAAGAAGCAGGCUGUGCUAGCUGAACAGGAACUGGCGAGCGAGGAAAAGUCUCCCCAUAAAGUGAUCACGGAAGCAUACUCCACAGAAGAGUCUACCACGUCAGAAGACACGGACACUACUGCAGAGUCAUGGCUGUAUCGUGUGGGGGCUGUCAUAAAGAAGAGACUUACAGCAUCAUCGACUGGAGAUGAGUUCAACUUGUGA
Messenger RNA from Perkinsus marinus ATCC 50983, 3259 nucleotides. RefSeq lists its product as hypothetical. The coding region runs from base 53 to 3259 and encodes 1068 amino acids. The transcript is spliced from 11 exons. The record is from RefSeq and is a predicted model, not a curated record. Lineage: Eukaryota; Perkinsozoa; Perkinsida; Perkinsidae.